UCUUUAUUUAUUAUUUAAUAGGACCUGUAUAAUCUUGGUCUCCGGAAGGUGGUAGUGUCCGGACUCCCUCCGAUCGGUUGUCUACCGCUAGAAAUGAUUAAAAAGUUUGGUGGGGCGUGCAUGGAGAACGAGAACUCAAAUGCUGAAGCUUUCAAUGCAAAGCUUCAAAAGUAUCUGCCUGGCCUUCAGGCCAUGCUACCAGAGAGCAACUUUCUUUAUGCUAACAUAUAUGACCCUUUACAAGACAUGAUGAAUAAUCCACAAAAAUAUGAUUUUGUGGAUACAAAAAAAGGGUGUUGCGGUUAUAUACCUUUCCAGAUAAAAUAUGCUCGGAAUCAUGUUAUUUCACAAGUCUGCAGAAAUUCUUCACAAUAUUUAUUUUGGGAUGGUGUUCAUCCCACAGAAGCAGCAUACCAAUAUAUCUCUGCAGGCGUCGAAAACGAUAUUCUCUCCAAGUUCAUCAACAUCCCCUCCAAUCUGUGAUUCACUAUAUCUCUUCUUAGGACUGUACUAAUCACAAUUUAGUCUAUUCAAUUCAUUUUCUAGCCUUCUCAUUCUAUUCAUUUUAGAAAACCAUCAAUUUUCCUUUUUUUUAAACCAUCUAGUACUAUCGAACAUUAAGAUUAGUCGUCCAGUUUGUGAUUUUGAUCAUGAGAACAUUAUGUAAACAUUAUGGUAUUGGAGUUAGGAGUUUUGUAUGAAUCAUCAAACCACGCAGAAGCCGAAAUGUACAGGAUGUUAUACUCUUUGGAACAACAAAUUUAGCACAAGAAUGGUGAUAAGGGACUGCAAAGGUGAUCUGAAGCUAGCAUGUUGUUCGGGAUGGAAUUACUAUGGCAUUAGACGAAAAUUUAACUCCUUCUGUAAUCAAAUAAGAUGCGAAGGUAGUAAUGGAUAUCUUCAACAACAAAUGCUUGUCGUUUAAUGACAUUGGAUUGAUAGCUCAAGAUCGUUUAAACCUGAAUAUGAACUCUCAUUGUAUUGGUACUAAGUUUGCUGAUAGAAGUACUCAUAAAGUUGCUCAUUAUAUAGCAAAGUAAAUGAUUCUUGUUGUAGUCUGCAAUAAAAGGGAACGCCCCUUCUGAUAUUAUUC
This is a messenger RNA of Mercurialis annua (annual mercury), 1093 nucleotides long. Its product is annotated as GDSL esterase/lipase At2g30310-like. Lineage: Eukaryota; Viridiplantae; Streptophyta; Magnoliopsida; Malpighiales; Euphorbiaceae. Gene Ontology annotation, molecular function: hydrolase activity, acting on ester bonds. The record is from RefSeq and is a predicted model, not a curated record. The transcript is spliced from 2 exons. Bases 94 to 483 code for a protein of 129 amino acids.